This is a messenger RNA of Sporisorium graminicola, 1536 nucleotides long. RefSeq lists its product as uncharacterized. Bases 1 to 1536 code for a protein of 511 amino acids. Lineage: Eukaryota; Fungi; Basidiomycota; Ustilaginomycetes; Ustilaginales; Ustilaginaceae. The transcript has a single exon. The record is from RefSeq and is a predicted model, not a curated record. Gene Ontology annotation, cellular component: nucleus.
AUGCCCACCUACGCCGACGAAUGGAAUGAGAAACAACGGGCGCUGGGUCAGUCUGGCCCUUCGAAUCCUGUCCGUCUCACCAUAUCCAAAGGAGACUACAUCUGGGAUCCACAGGGCGCAAGAUUCCGCUACGAAGAGCAGUGGGAGGAGGAACACCUCAUGGAGGAUGAAGAACUGCUCGACCACACACUAUCAGCUGCUGCUCCUUCAUACAGCAGCGAUGUGCACACUCGCGAAACGUCACCUCCUUCCCUGACCGCACUUCAACCGACCACGCUGAACGGAUACUCGCGCGGCUUGGAGCAUCACCCUUCGCUGUGGGUGCUCGACACAAACACGCUCAUGUCAUGCCUCGAGCUGCUCAAAGCACUUUUCGCAUCGCUCUUGACGCACAAUGUAGCGUACGCAGCCAGUGUAAGGCAACAGCAGCCUGUGCAGCCAUCAGCAUCGCCAAUGCUGCCGUCUUCGAUUAAGCUCGUCCUCCCUCAUCUUGUCGUUUCCGAGCUGGACGGGCUCAAAGUGACACGCCGAAAGGACGACUCGGGCCGCCCUGUCGCAUCGCAAGCUCGAGCAGCCAAUCACUGGCUGCUGUCGGCACUCCAGAAACAGAAACGUGUCACCAUCGACCAAGCAGAUACCCCCCUCUCGCAGGACCUCUGGCCACUUUUCGUCCAGCCAUCGAACCACUACUAUCACUCUAAGCGUUCCAACCGCGGUGGCUCAGGCUGGACGUUUGACGAGCCUGACGACGAGAUUGUGCGCUUUUGCGUCGAUCUCAAGCAGCAUACUGCCUCCCACGUCAGGUUUUGUUCCGACGACACCAAUGCUCGGACCAAGGCAGAGCGCGACGGCAUUGACUCGUUGGGCAUGCGCGAGCUGGCCAAUGCACUCAAGCUCGGCUUCAAAGAUGUAGACAGCUCCGAACAAAAGUGGAUGAAUGUAGCGGAUGCACUGAUCGAGCAGUGGGAGUAUCAAGUUGGUACCGCUGAGCCGGCCACGCAGCAUGACCACCCAUAUCAACUACAGCAGCAUGGCGGCUUCAGUGGACAGUCUCAGCACUCCGUACCCCAAGCCGCUCAGGCGGUAUUCUACGCUCCGUUUGUCCAAGGACCUCUCUACCAAGACUCGCCAACUGAUUACGGUCCUGCAGCUGCAAGUAGCGCAAUCUUGGAAGUCGAUAUGGAUGCGGAAGAGAAACUACCGCCAAGAAUUGCAAUCAAUGCCACCGCGCCAGAGCCACUGAACCCCAUUGUUGCAAUGCAGCGAACUUCUCCAUCGUGCGAGGGCCGCACUACCACCGACAGCAUACACAGUCCUCAGAACCGCCAAGCAGCCAGAACGAGAUCUACUCGACCUUCUUCGUCCGCGUCCCGUCCGCUUCCUACGUCAUCUCACGGCCCUGCCACUGCGCCCACUGCGAACGAGCAGCCCGAAAAUAUCCAAGCGCUGAAUCCACAGGUCGACUGGCAGGACCUCGUACAGGAGUAUGGAUCCACUUCACGUACCAGCAACAAGCCACGAAAUGGCAGAUGGUAG